Molecule: messenger RNA, 1335 nt
Organism: Aspergillus vadensis CBS 113365
Lineage: Eukaryota; Fungi; Ascomycota; Eurotiomycetes; Eurotiales; Aspergillaceae
Exons: 3
Coding region: 1-1335 (444 amino acids)
Source: RefSeq, a predicted model, not a curated record
AUGGACCUCCCGGUUUAUAGUUCAAGCCAGCCUUCGUUAUGUGCCCUGCCCGUGGAGCUCAUCCAAGCCAUUCUUUGCAAUCUUCCAGAUCUCGAGUCCCUUAAAUCGGCCCAAUUGACGCAUUCUGCGCUAUACUUUGCCUUCAUUGGCGCUGAAAGCCACAUCUUGAAGCAGAUAUUAGCGCAAAAGAUUCCACCGGCGCUCUUCCCAGAUGCCUUCUUCGCCUUCGACGCAUCCACUGUGGAGGGCGUGUGGACGCAGGAUGAAGUGCACUCCAUCAUCUACCGGCAUCGGACCCGCGCAAUCUCUUCAUCAUUCCGUCUAAACCCCCAGUCUGCUUUCAAAAUCACUAAAUUAUAUCGCUGGGUCCGAUAUUUCACCAGGCACUUUCUCAGGCAGGCAAUAUCCGACCCAAUGCAGGGGAGAACCCACCCGCCUAUGCCUUUAUAUCAACCAACAUCCUCAGAGAAGUGUCGAGUAGCAAGGGCGCUCUACCGUUUCGAGACCCAUCGCCAUCUUUUUAGGAUGCGUGAGCCGUAUGCGAACUAUUCCAAGUGUUCACCGGACUUCCUGAUAAGUGACCAAUGGGGUUACUAUUUCCGUCACUUCCCCGCGUGGGAACUUGAGCAGAUACUGUCAGUCAGUGAGUAUCUCUUUCGGAGUGUGGCCAUCUGUUUGCGGCCAUUCGCAGAGAAUAGGACUUGGACCACCGAGGGUAUCUGGUAUUAUUCCAGCAAUGCCUACCUAAUGACAGACCCAUCGCCUGUAGGGACUCUACUAUGCCACGGCCUGCGGUAUAUUGGGGACCUCGUCACAGCUCAAACAUUUGACCAGCAUAACCUACUCGCCAACGAAUUGUUUGGCAAGCCUUUCAUGUCUUCGCUACCCGACAUAUUCAGGGCUAUCUGGGAGUCUCAGAAUGUAUUCCACGCUUAUCCAUCACUUACAUGCGAAGUCGAGGGGCAAACUAUCGAUUGGCAAGAUACAGGGUAUGUCGGAUCCGAUCCGGGCCCAGCUAAGGCAUGGCAUACGAUUAUGGCCCCAACAAACUUGAAUGGAGGCGUAUCUAGGCAAGUUGGCCAUCAUUCUAUGUGUGAGCUCCGUCGACAGGGCUAUGUGUUCUGGGAUCAGGUUCGUAUCAAGGAAUGGGGCCUCAGCAGCAACACCAUCGAUAUCCCUCUUUAUUGGCCCAAUUGGCAGCAGGAGCUACACCUUAGAACGGCUAGCGCCUUGUGCAGGCGGCCACACUUGUAUUAUAAUGCAGGCGUGGGUAGCUGGUGGUACCCAAGAGAAAUAGCCCACCUUCCUGUCGUCCGAUUGCCUCCGGGAGAGUAG